Aspergillus versicolor CBS 583.65 is the source of this 1763-nucleotide messenger RNA. Its product is annotated as branched-chain amino acid aminotransferase, cytosolic. The record is from RefSeq and is a predicted model, not a curated record. Gene Ontology annotation, biological process: L-valine biosynthetic process; L-leucine biosynthetic process. The transcript is spliced from 4 exons. Gene Ontology annotation, molecular function: branched-chain-amino-acid:2-oxoglutarate transaminase activity. Bases 283 to 1518 code for a protein of 411 amino acids. NCBI's taxonomy places the organism in Eukaryota, Fungi, Ascomycota, Eurotiomycetes, Eurotiales, Aspergillaceae. Gene Ontology annotation, cellular component: mitochondrion.
CUCUGACUCAAAGGACGCACAUCAAUCACCGGAUUUGAGGGCACUUUCAUUGGUCUAAGGUCCGUAUACCCCAAGAUAUCAAACACCGUGUUAUCCUUGCGAGCUUGCGAUAGCUCUGAUGAGUCGCCCGGAGUUGUCACAGCGCUCCGUGUGGGGAGUCCAUGCACUUUGCUUUUAACCGCGACUACCCGCCGGGUUUUCUUCCCCUUGACUGUCAUCCAAAACAUUCUUCCUUUGGCCCUGGGCUUUGACUGACAAAGAUACCCGAAAUUCAUAGAAGCCAUGAAAUCGCUCCAUCAAUUAGCUCGCCAGCGAGCGCUACCUAGCCUCGUUGCUCCACGUUUCCAGAACCCUCGCGCAAACCAGCUAUGGCAACGAAGCUUCAGUGCUACUCCAGCUGCUUUGGAAGGCGCUCGCCUGGACCCGUCGAAGCUUACCAUCACAAAAACGAGCACGCCAAAGGAGUUGCUACCGUCAAAGGACCUUGUCUUCGGCAAGACAUUUACUGACCACAUGUUUACUGUCGAAUGGACUGCAAAAGAUGGCUGGCUUACCCCCCAGAUCGUCCCCUAUCAAAAACUCCAGCUGGAUCCCUCGGCUUGUGUACUCCACUAUGCGUUCGAAUGUUUUGAGGGUAUGAAGGCGUACAAAGAUAGCAAAGGUCAGAUUCGAUUGUUCCGACCUGACAAGAACAUGCAGCGCCUGAACAAGUCAUCUGCACGGAUCGCUUUGCCCUCUUUUGACGGCGAAGCCCUCACUAAAAUGAUUGGAGAGCUCGUCAAACUCGACAGCAGAUUCAUUCCUGAUGCGCGAGGCUACUCAUUAUACCUGCGACCCACGAUGAUUGGCACCCAGAGCACUCUUGGUGUUGGACCACCAGGCUCUGCCCUUCUAUUCGUUAUUGCGAGUCCCGUGGGCCCUUACUACCCAACCGGAUUCAAGGCUAUCUCAUUGGAGGCCACAGAUUAUGCCGUGCGCGCCUGGCCUGGAGGUGUGGGAGAUAAGAAGUUGGGUGCAAACUAUGCUCCCUGUAUUGUUCCUCAGCUGGAGGCCGCUUCGCGUGGGUUCCAGCAGAACCUGUGGCUCUUCGGAGAGGAAGAGUAUGUAACAGAGGUUGGCACAAUGAACCUUUUCAUUGCGUUGCAGAACAAGGAGACUGGCAAGAAAGAAUUGGUAACUGCACCCCUUGAUGGGACAAUCCUCGAGGGUGUUACCCGAGAUUCCGUGCUAGGCCUCGCCAGAGAGAGACUCAUCCCGCAAGGGUGGGAUAUUUCCGAGCGCAAGAUCAGGAUGGCUGAGCUCGCCGAGGCUGAUAAAGAAGGAAGGCUGCUAGAAGUUUUUGGAGCAGGCACGGCAGCAAUUGUCAGCCCUGUGCGGAAUAUCAGCUACCGUGGCAAGCUGGUGAACUGCGGAUUGAAAGAGGAUGAGGAGGCCGGGGAGAUUGCUCUUCAGAUGAAGAACUGGAUCGAGGAGAUCCAGUACGGUGAUAAAGAGCACCAGUGGAGCCAUGUCUUAUAAACGGAGGUGAAGGUUGAUAUAUCGACUCGCAUAAUAUUUGAAUCUAUUGGAUCAAUUUUGUAGACAUUUUUGGCAUCAAGCACGAGUUUUAGACACUUGACCUCCACAAUUCAAUUCCAUAACCCAUCGAAGCACUACGAGCAGCACCCGCUUUGUUCGGUUUGAGUAGUUUGUUGGACCAGAUAUCUGGUUUCUAAUACUGGCCCCCAAACUAUCACUGAUGUCUCUUGGAAGGCAUAAUUCCC